UCUUAUACAUUUGUAACUGAAGACUGGACAUUCAGUGUGUUUCCAGUCAUGUGAAAGAGAUAGUAUAUCAAUAAAUAAUUGGAAACGUGUUUCGGAACCAGCCAAUAUGAAUUUGCUUCAGUCAAAAAUAUUUUCUGUGGUGGUUUUGGGGCUGGCUAGUUUAUUCGUGGGCAUUCUACCGAAUUGUUUUGGUCGCCAAGGACGAAAGCAAUGGCCGCUUCUCCUCUCGAGCCUCCUCUGCUUCGGAGGGGGAGUCCUGUUAUCAACGGCUCUACUACACAUUCUCCCGGAAUUGAGAGAAUCUAUACCAGAGGAGUACAAGCAGUACGUGGAAAUAGUGUUCUGUUUGGGUUUUUUCAUUCUAUACAUGGUGGACGAAAUCGUCCAUUUCUUCUACGGAGACACGCACGAGGCGAAUAUCUUUCACAACCAUGGCCACAACAACAAUGAGAGGAGGCGCUCCUCUUCAGCUAAGUAUGCUUACGGAACAAUGGAAAGUCGGCAUUUGCUGCAUCGGGAAUCUUCAUCUCAGGCUUCUUACAAUCCUUCGUUCUACAGAGCUAGGAGUGACAGUGUACUAUUUUGCGACCAACCGCCUUCUCAGUUGUGUCACGUGGGACAUCAGGAACCCUGUUCUGCAGCACCGACAGCUAAUAUUGGACUUUUGGCUGCCCUUUCUGUUCACGCUCUAUUGGAGGGGUUGGUCGUUGGGCUGGAAGGAAGAUCGGACAAGGUCUUGCUGUUGUUAGGAGCAAUAUCAUCGCAUAAACUGGUUGUUUCUUUUUGUUUGGGAAUGGAACUGACUUCAAAUCCAUUAUAUAAAUUCAGGAGGCACUUCGUUUACAUUCUAAUUUUCUCAUUAGGAUCCUCUGGUGGUAUUCUAGUCGGGAUGUUCGUAACGAAUAUUCCUACUGAGAUCAAGAAUUUGAUGAUACCAAUUUUACAGGGUCUUGCUGGUGGUACAUUGUUAUAUGUCACUGUGAGCGAAGUAUUGCCCCGAGAAAGGGCAAGAUGGCAUCAGCAACAUGAAAAAAGGGGAGCCGGGCUUAUUCAGUUUUUCUCAGUAGCACUAGGAUUUGGCCUUAUGACUGUUCUAACUAAAUACUUGGAUUAUGAUGGAUAAUAUAAUUUUUUUUUACAACUAUCUCAGCAUAAUGAUAGGAUCAAUUAUUGACAAAGUCUGUGACCUAAUUUAUUAUACAUAAAUGAAAACGAAGGAAUAAAGAGAAAUUGGAAUAAAAA
Messenger RNA from Leptinotarsa decemlineata (Colorado potato beetle), 1242 nucleotides. RefSeq names its product Zinc/iron regulated transporter-related protein 88E. The record is from RefSeq and is a predicted model, not a curated record. Gene Ontology annotation, cellular component: plasma membrane. Gene Ontology annotation, molecular function: zinc ion transmembrane transporter activity. Gene Ontology annotation, biological process: zinc ion transmembrane transport. Lineage: Eukaryota; Metazoa; Arthropoda; Insecta; Coleoptera; Chrysomelidae.